Molecule: messenger RNA, 862 nt
Organism: Triticum aestivum (bread wheat)
Lineage: Eukaryota; Viridiplantae; Streptophyta; Magnoliopsida; Poales; Poaceae
Exons: 1
Coding region: 116-640 (174 amino acids)
Source: RefSeq, a predicted model, not a curated record
GAAGAGUUGCACGCACAACUCCCGACUGCCCAAGCCCUAAAACCAGUGAUCACCGGAGCCGACCGGCGCCUAGCUAGGAGGGAUCGACGCUGACGAACGCGCCAUCUGCCGGUCAAUGUCGGUUCCGUGGGAGCAGCGGAGCUUCUCCGAAUCCAAGUCGCCGUACGGUCAGCUCGUCACCCUCGUCGUCAAGGACGAGGCGGGCCGCAGGCUCACGCGCACCAUGAGGAAAACCGACAACCUGCAGGUUCUCGUCGACUUCUACUACAACACCAUGGCGCCCGUCGUCGAGCGCGGCUCGGGGGUUUUCGAGUACCGCGGCACGCAGAUUGUGUUUCCCCGGCAGCAGGUGCCGGUGGAGUUUGACAUGAAGGACGGCGACGUCGUCGACUUCGUCCCGGUGGUCAAGCCGCACACGCUCGUCACCCCCGUGCUCAAGGAGCGCUACGAGGAAUCGCGCAGCUUCGCCUGCACCGUGCGGAGGACCGACCAGCUCAAGGGCUUGAUGUCUUUCUACCUCAGGACGGCGCUAAAGGCUGGAGCUGUUUUUGAGUUGGACGGCGGACGUCUUGUAGGCGAUGAGACGCCGGCGGACUUGCAGCUUGAGGAUGGGGCAAUCAUCCACGUUUCUCCAGCUUGAUAUGUUUUAUAUCGUUCAAUCCACCCCCACCCCGCGAGCACGUGGGCCUAUUGGUUUCCAUACAAGUAUGUUUCUUGUUGCAUGCAUUUUCUUGGUUAUAAUUUCGUUUGGGAGCUUACUUUAUUAUUAGUUAACAUGUUAUUUUUGUGAGGAGUAAACAUGUGAUGUGAAUUACUUGGACGUGGUACGUAGUUUAACCAUGUCAAGACUUAAUUUGCUUGG